Messenger RNA from Plasmodium gallinaceum, 1845 nucleotides. RefSeq names its product conserved Plasmodium protein, unknown function. The record is from RefSeq and is a predicted model, not a curated record. The transcript has a single exon. NCBI's taxonomy places the organism in Eukaryota, Apicomplexa, Aconoidasida, Haemosporida, Plasmodiidae. Bases 1 to 1845 code for a protein of 614 amino acids.
AUGAAAAUAUGGAAGAAAUUGUUGUCUAUUUUGUACUUAUUUCCAAUUUAUAGGGGGGUAUGUUUAAAUCUCAUUUCACAAUUUAAUGAAAAAUAUAGAUCUAACACUUUUUAUGAAAAAAGUAUGAUAUUAAAUAAAUGUAGGAAAGAUAACAAUAGUUUCUAUAAGAGGGUAAAAAUUAAAAGAAAUAUUGAAAAGGAAAAAAUUUAUAAUAUAAACUACUGGAAAAAAAAAAUAAAUAAAAAUAAUGUAAAAGAAAAAAAAUCGUAUAUCAUUUUUAAAAAUUAUUCAUGUGAUGGAAUAAAUGAUAAUUAUAAUAAAAAAAACAUAGAAAAAAUAAAAAUUUUUUUAAAUAAAAAAAGAUCCAAAAUAUCAAAAUUAUGUUAUAUUUUAAUGUAUAAAAAAAUAUUAAAAGGUAAAUAUAAAAUAAAAAGAAAUAAAGACAUAAUACAUAUGAUAAUAGCCCCUAAAGGAUCUCUGCAUGAAAAAAAAAAUAAAGAAAUUUUAAGUGACCCAAUAAAAAAUUAUCCAUGGGAAAUUAGUAUUCCAUUUCAUGAAACUAUAACUUGUGAGCAAAGUCCUUAUUAUAAUUUUUUAAAAUCUGAGUGGGCAUAUUUGGAUUAUAAAAAAGAUUCAAGAAAACCAUGUGGAAAAUUAGAAGGAGGAUUAGAAAAUUAUGAUGGAAAGGGUCUGAAACUAGAAGGUGGAGUAGAUAGACCAAGAUAUAAAGAAAUCCCAUAUCAUUUAGAUCAUGGAGUUGAAUGGAGAAAAUUUAAUCAAGAUGAAUUAAUUAGAUUUGAUUUAGAUCCAGAUGGGAACCAAGAUCAAACUUUUUUAGAAACUGAAGAAGAUUUAGAAAAUAGACAGUGGGGUAAUUGGAAUUAUAACUGUGCGAAAGAAACUACCCAAUUAAAUUCUGCAUGGAGAGAUCCAGUUCUUUCAAAAGAUCUAUCGAACUUAAUUUAUCCAUGGAAUCAUAAAGCUCACGAAAAUCAUGUUAUUCCUUAUGGAUAUAGGGGACCCUGCUUUUUUAUACCUGAACCUAAAAUUGAAUGGGAGCUUUCCGCAAGAGGAUUUUUUGGAGGAUAUUUUGAUGAUCCCAAUUGGAAUAGAAUUAAAUAUUAUAAAAUGACAAAAAAAUUAAUAUUAGAAUGGCAUGAAUGUGCUAAAGAUGAUCCUAAAAUUGAUAAAAUUAAAACAGAAUUAUUUGGAAUAUCUAGCAAAAAAAAAUACAACUCGAAGCAAAUUAAAUUAAUUAAUGAACAUGCUCUACUAAGAGCCAAAGAAAUAUUACUAGAUCAUAUUUUAGAUCCUAACAAUGAUCCUGAUUACAUUACAUAUUAUCUUGAUAGAAAUGAACCAAUUGAUUAUAUUGGAGGUGGGAACCAUAACUGUAGUGAAAAAGAAAUUAAAAAUAAAACUGUUGUUUUAAAUAUGUGCAUUUAUCCAGUAAAACAACAACAUGAAUCAUAUUCAUUAAAUAUGUCUAUUGAUGAAAUGGCAGAAAUGUAUCAUUAUUUUAUGACUGAAAUUAGAGGAGAAGGAAGAACUCAUCAAUCUUGUGAGGAUCCAGUUGAAGAUAAAUAUCAAUGUUAUGAAUUACAAGAUGAAAGAAAAAAAUUUCCAGCUUUAAUUUCAUUAUAUAAACCUUUAUGGACCAACAAAAAAUAUGGGGAAGAAUUUGGAGAUGCUUUACAAGAAGGAGAAAAAUUGAAAUUUAACAAAUUUUAUAAAUUUAAUCAGAAGCUAAAAUUAAAAAAAAAAAGAAAAUUAAGCAAAAAAGAAAUGGAGAAAUACAAUUACGUGGAUGAUUAUGAACAUUUUGAUGUUCAAUAUGAUUUUUAA